Messenger RNA from Saccostrea cuccullata (small rock oyster), 1251 nucleotides. RefSeq lists its product as uncharacterized. The coding region runs from base 513 to 929 and encodes 138 amino acids. The transcript is spliced from 5 exons. The record is from RefSeq and is a predicted model, not a curated record. NCBI's taxonomy places the organism in Eukaryota, Metazoa, Mollusca, Bivalvia, Ostreida, Ostreidae.
GUUUGUGUAACACCCUGUAGAGAGAAUCGCAACACCAUCUUAAUUACCGAUUAUUCUGUUACUAAUCUAUCAGACACACAAACCUUAACCCAGCAAAGGUUCAAUCAAUCAGACCAACUCAAAAGUCUACAAGUUCAUUGAGACUGUAUGUCAGUCAGAGACAAUUGUUAUUGGUUUUAAAAAGGAGAGGAAGCGCAACACGUCAUUUUGUCUGGAUCUUCUAGAUGCUUGUUUAAAGGAAACCUUGGAGCCUGUCUUCGAGCUGACAGAGAAUAAACGUAUUAACAGGUCUGAUGGGAACUAGUUCAUUGUGUUAACUUGGCGCGUGUAAUUUAAUCAGAAUUGACAACGCGUGUCAAGUGGGCGAAUUCAAAUUGAGCAGAAAAUAAAAGACAGAAAAUAAAUAGAAGCUUUCAUUUGAAGACUUAAUUUCAGGAGUGUUUUAUGUUUUUGAACAAAUCCGACUUGACAAGGAAAAUUUAACCUAAUAGACAAAGAUCUGUCUUCAGAGCAUGCAAGUGGCAACAGUUGAGAACAUAAUUCUAGCGAUUGUUUUAUUCACCAUGACGGGAGCAGCUCAACGAAGACCAAGACGACGAUUUUGCGAAGUAUAUCCAUUUGCUCGCCGAUGUUUGGGAGUAGCUGCUAAAAGAGACGUUAGUGCUAAUAUGAAUACAGAAAAAAAUCGGGAACUUAAAUUGUUGGAACUAAAAGAUUUGCUUGAUAGAAAAGGAUAUGCAGCAAAAACAGACUCGCGACGAAGCAUGGUGUCCUCCGAAAACGAUGUCCUAAUAAAUGCCAUCAACAGGAUUCUACAUAAAAAACAAACAUUAUCAGGAUCCAAACAUCAGGACAAAGUUUUUCUUCAGUUUGACGGAUUUUCACAACCCCACGAAGAUUAUCCUGUUGACUUUUGGCAGUCUCGCUGAUAACUAAAAUUAAUAACAACUAACUAUAAUUUACACUCUGUAUAGAAACAACAUGUGAAAUCUUUCGGAAAUUUUGAAAUUUAAUUUAAUAGCAUUGGUCGGUAUAGAAAAAAAUGAAAUGAUAUAUAGCAAUUAAAUUAUGGAAAUAAAUCUGUUUCAAUGAUUAGAAGUAUUUGAUGUUUCGAUUUGGUAAUAUUGGAAAAAAUUAUAGCGAAUAACUUUGUAUAGACAUAAAACUAUAAUCUUAUUCUUAUUAUAUAUUUGUUUUGUUAUAGUUGUUUUAGAUUUAAGUUUAUUUUCGAAAUAAAAUUGUUUAAAAUAC